Messenger RNA from Dermacentor silvarum, 1578 nucleotides. RefSeq lists its product as uncharacterized. Bases 494 to 1504 code for a protein of 336 amino acids. The transcript has 11 exons. Gene Ontology annotation, molecular function: protein binding. The record is from RefSeq and is a predicted model, not a curated record. NCBI's taxonomy places the organism in Eukaryota, Metazoa, Arthropoda, Arachnida, Ixodida, Ixodidae.
UAAACACUGUGCUGUGCGCUUCGCUUCGCUAUGUCUGCUGCUGUGUGUGAUUUGUGUCGCAGGAAGAGCGAGCUGUCGUGCAUUUUGCGCAGAUCAAAGACGCUUGAUCGCUUUCGACUCGUCGCCAUGUGUUGAGCAGCGUGCCACCCGAAGUGUGUCACUUGAAGUGUCGAAUCGCUGUGUUGCUGAGCGCACGGUGCAUCGCCAAGCAGCCGAGGAGGAUGCCUUCGACGCGAUGGUUGCGAGUCCUUGAUGGACGCUGGCGCAAUGAAACCCGUAUGGCGCAGGCGUUUACUCCGCUGCUCUAGCGUCUGUGCAGCCGAGUCCACGACUCUGUGCUGGACUGGUUGGGACCGCGUGCAACGAAGAUGUGUGUGCUCGUCGUUCGGGCCGAAUCGAGAUGACUGUAACGGAGCGCGCAGGCAUUCGUCAGCUGCUGUUGUGUCUGAUCACGUAAGGGCCUCGGGCCCCUACGCUAGCACGGCGAGCAGCAAUGCAAAAGGAGGGUUCCCCCGUUUUUCUGCGGUACCACCAAGGUAGCGUACGCGGAGUCUCGUUCAGCCCCCGGGACAGGUACUUGUUCUGCUCGGGUGCCUAUGAUGGAAAAGUCAAUCUGUACACAGCACAGCAUAUGGAGCUGCUUAUGUGUUACCAGGCAACAUCCAUGGGAAUGACGCGCAACAUCAAUGCAGUUCGUUUCACCAGUGACGGCUCACGUAUUCUUGCUGCGACCACAGCCAGGAGGUUGGCUGUGAUAGAUGUGGAGCGUGGGGAGCAAGUUAUGACCUAUGACAAUUGUGCCUAUGACACGAAGGACAGGGCAAGCCUGGCCGCUGACCCAAUCUGCCCUAACAUGGCCGUCUGCAGCUCGGCCAACGGAAAGGGGCUGACUCUGUUUGAUCUUCGAAUGCCACUGCCACUCGACUUUGUGUAUGAUCUGCACGAUAAUGCCAUCCGGGACCUGCUGUUCCUGCACAGUAGCUGGCCGUUUGUGCGUAGUCACCAGAGCACAGUGCUGUCACUCUCUGCUGAUGGUGUCUGCAAGGUGACCACGUUGGACGGCCGGUACUUGCACGGAUUCGAAGUGGGCCACGGGGCGAACUCGGUGGCAGCUACACCAGAGGCCUAUGGUUCGGCAGCCGAAGAUGGCUUCCGCAGUGUGUUGCUGGUAGGGGGUGACACAGUAUCGGGAUACGUGCCAGACAUCGGAGUCCAAGAGAGGCUGUGCGAACAUGGCAAAAAUUCCGUGUGGAAGCUUCGGUACACCUCAAACGGAGGCCUGCUAUACACUGCCUGUAACGGCGGCAUUGUCAGGAGGUAUCGGCGCUACCCUGACCAACACAAGUUCCUGGGCGAGGUGCUCUGGCACGAAGCGAACAUUCAGGACAUGGAUCUGUCACUGUACGAUGAUUACUUGAUCACCGCAUCCAAGGACCGCUCGGUGGGGGUACUUCCACUCGGCCCACCUAACCACGGCUGGACGGAGUACUGCGAGCUCUGCUGAGCGUGGUGGCAGCACAGCCUGAUGUUUGUUGCUGUCGCAGCGAAGAGUGCACAAAUUAAAGAAGCAAGAGACUU